Molecule: messenger RNA, 2652 nt
Organism: Lepus europaeus (European hare)
Lineage: Eukaryota; Metazoa; Chordata; Mammalia; Lagomorpha; Leporidae
Product: zinc finger protein 271-like
Biological process (GO): negative regulation of transcription by RNA polymerase II
Molecular function (GO): DNA-binding transcription repressor activity, RNA polymerase II-specific
Source: RefSeq, a predicted model, not a curated record
AUGCCACAACGUUGGCCUCCAGAGUUUUCUUUGAACUCCUGCCAUUCACCUUCUCUCUCAGGGCACUGUACUAACAAACCUGACUUGAUCUUCAAGUUGGAGCGAGGAGCAGAGCCAUGGAUGGUGGAAGAAUGCCUGAAUCAGAGCCUUUCAGUGGUCAUGAAAAGGGAUGACCUGAUUAGGAUCAACCAGGAAAGUCAGGACAAAAAUCUGAAUCAGGAUUCUGUGAAAAAAAACAAGACAUCAGAUCUCAAGAGAGUUGAAUUAAGAAAAACACUUAGUUUAAAUUCAAGCCAUAUUCCAACACUGAUUAUUGAAAAGAGAACCUAUUCAGGAUUGAAGCCUGAGGAAUGCAAUAAAUGUCACACUGUGUAUCCCCCCAGUGGGCCUGAUCAACUACAGGUAACUCAAAUAGAAAAAGCUAUCCAUGAAAACUCUAACCUCAAUAUGCAUCAACAAAAUCACACAAGAAAGAAAUUUUAUAAGUACAUUAGGUAUGUUGAACCUGUCAUUCACCAGUCACAUCUUGCAAUAAAUGACAGACUAAAUACAAGGGGAAAACUCUACACAUGUAAACUUUGCGGAAAAUCACUCAGUUUUAAUUCACCUUAUGAAUGUAAUGACUGUGAAAAAGCCUUUGGACAAAAGUCACACCUCAUAAACUAUCAGCAAAGUCACACAGAAGAGAAACUUUAUAAAUGCCUUCACUGUGGAAAAGGCUUUCUGUGGAAGUCAGUCCUCAUAGUACACCAGAGAAUUCACACAGGGAAGAAACCUCAUAAAUGUAAUGACUGUGGAAAAGCCUUUGGAAGAAAGUCAGACCUCCUCAUACACCAGAGAAUUCACACAGGAGAGAAACCCCAUAAAUGUAAUGACUGUGGAAAAGCCUUUGGAAGAAAGUCAGACCUCAUCAUACACCAGAGAAUUCACACAGGGGAGAGACCCUUUGAAUGUAAUGACUGUGGAAAAGCCUUUGGACGAAAGUCACACCUUGUAAUGCACCAGAGAAUUCACACAGGGGAGAGACCGUUUGAAUGUAAUGACUGUGGAAAAGCCUUUGGACAAAAGUCAAACCUUGUAAUUCACCAGAGAAUUCACACAGGAGAGAAACCUCAUAAAUGUAAUGACUGUGGAAAAGCCUUUGGACAAAAGCCAGACCUUAUGAGACAUCAGCAAAUUCACACAGGGGAGAAACCUCAUAAAUGUAAUGACUGUGGAAAAGCCUUUGGACAAAAGUCACAUCUCAUCGUACACCAGAUAAUUCACACGGGGCAGAAACCUCAUAAAUGUAAUGACUGUGGAAAAGCCUUUGGACAAAAGUCAGACCUCAUCAUACACCAGCGAAUUCACACGGGGGAGAAACCUCAUAAAUGUAAUGACUGUGGAAAAGCCUUUGGAAGAAAGUCAUGCCUCAUAGUACACCAGAGAAGUCACACAGAGGAGAAACCUCAUAAAUGUAAUGACUGUGGAAAAGCCUUUGGACAAAAGUCAGACCUCAUGAAACAUCAGAAAAUACACACAGGGGAGAAACCUCAUAAAUGUAAUGACUGUGGAAAAGCCUUUGGAAGAAAGUCACACCUCCUCAUACACCAGCGAAUUCACACAGGGGUGAAACCUCAUAAAUGUAAUGACUGUGGAAAAGCCUUUGGACAAAUGUCAUGCCUCAUAGUACACCAGAGAAGUCACACAGGGGAGAGACCCUUUGAAUGUAAUGACUGUGGAAAAGCCUUUGGACGAAAGUCAAACCUUGUAAUGCACCAGAGAAUUCACACAGGAGAGAAAGCUUAUAAAUGUAAUGACUGUGGAAAAGCCUUUGGAAGAAAGUCAUGCCUCAUAGUACACCAGAGAAGUCACACAGGGGAGAGACCCUUUGAAUGUAAUGACUGUGGAAAAGCCUUUGGACGAAAGUCAAACCUUGUAAUUCACCAGAGAAUUCACACAGGGGAGAAACCUCAUAAAUGUAACGACUGUGGAAAAGCCUUUGGACAAAAGUCAGACCUCAUGAAACAUCAGAAAAUUCACACAGGGGAGAAACCUCAUAAAUAUAAUGACUGUGGAAAAGCCUUUGGACAAAAGUCACAUCUCAUUGUACACCAGAUAAUUCACACAGGGGAGAAACCUCAUAAAUGUAAUGACUGUGGAAAAGCCUUUGGACAAAAGUCACACCUCCUCAUACAUCAGCGAAUUCACACAGGGGAGAAACCUCAUAAAUGUAAUGACUGGCAUAAACCUCAUGAAUAUAAUAACUGUGGAAAAGCCUUUACACAAAAGUCACACCUCAUCGUACACCAGAGAAUUCACUUGGGGCAGAAACCUCAUAAAUGUAAUGACUGUGGGAAAGCCUUUGCUAAAUCAGACCUCAUCAUACAUCAGCGAAUUCACACGGGGAAGAAACCUCAUAAAUGUAAUGACUGUGGAAAAGCCUUUGGAUGAAAGUCACAUCUCAUAGUACACCAGAGAAAUCACACAGGAGAUAACGCUCUUAAGUGUAAUGACUGUGGAAAAGCCUUUGGACAAAAUUCAUGCCUCAUAUUACACCAGAGAAUUCACAUGGGGCAGAUACCUCAUAAAUGUAAUGACUGUGGAAAAGCCUUUGGCUAUAAGUUAGGCCUCAUGAUACAUCAACAAAAUCACAGGGCAGAAACCUCAUGA